CAAACAAAAUCUAUAAAUACAUUUCACCAUAUAAAUUGUAUCUCUUAUCUAACCUGUCCAAGGUAACCUACAAAAUGUUUAUAGUUUUAUGCUCUCAAUGGAGAUUUUGCCCCCCAUCCCGAAAUCGACUGUCACAUACUGGUCACAUAGAACUGUUACAAUUCAUCGUUGUCAUCUGACGAUAAUUUAAUGACAUUUUUGUCAUAGUGAACACACUGCAACCAGAAUGAGCGACAUGCUGCAAACUGCAGGGGAGACAAUAAAACCCUUUGUUCCGCAGAAACAUCUCCCUCAUCUUAUAAAGACAUUAUAUGGACUGACCGUGGAAUCGUGCGAAGAACUGGACAGCUAUGAUGACCGAAACUAUCACGUGACUGUUACUGAUCAAUCAGAAAACCCGUACAUAUCUCAUCCCUCACCUGAUGGAUACGUUCUGAAAAUUCUAAACAAAAUGCAGUCCAAAAAUCCUUUAUUAGUAGAAGCGCAACACGCCAUGAUGGCUCACAUCGACAAAAAAGGUGUGCCCAUUCCUAAAUUGGUGAAAAAUUUGAAAGGCGAAACCACGUCACUAGAAAAAAUUUACCAUUCCGAAAAUAUUACAGAUUCCACACCAUUCCAUUUCUACCUUGUCCGUCUAAUGACAUAUAUUCCUGGCGAGACUUUCGAGGGCAAAGCAACGCAGCCAGGAAGUCUUUAUAACAUUGGGAAACUUGUUGGAAGACUGCACAAUUCGUUAGAGGGGUUUCACCAUGGAUUCUUUGACACAUACAAAUACAUGUGGAAUUUAACUGAAAUGGAGCAUUUGCGCGAGUUCCUCGGCGGAGUACAAGACGAGAAGAGAAGGUCGUUGAUGGUUGAGAUCAUUGACGCAUUUACGAAAGAAGUAGUCCCUAAAUAUGACAAGCUCACGAAAGGCAUGAUUCAUGGUGAUUUAAAUGAGUGCAACAUCCUAACACAUGACUCUCCUGGACAAGACAAUGUUCCUCAGGAAUCACGUGUUUGUGACGUUACCGCGCUCAUAGAUUUUAAUGACGUAGUACUGUCCUACACGGUGUUUGAUGUUGCCAUCUGCAUCGCCUACAUGUCCGUAAAAUGUAAAGAAAUUGACCAAAGGGAUGUCGGAGGGUAUGUCCUGGCAGGAUAUUUAUCUGAACGCAAUUUGAAUAGCACAGAAAGGGAGAUAAUGAAGGUUUGUGUCUGCGCUCGAAUUGCGCAGUCCUUGGUCAUGGGUGCCUACACCAAUUAUAUGGAUCCUAGCAACACAUAUGUUUUAAAUACCGCAGCUCGUGGGUGGCCAUUGCUUUAUCUGCUGUGGGAAACCCCAAAGCCUGAAAUUGAUGCUCGAUGGAACAAGAUCAUUGAAGAGUAUGAAUAUUAGAGGUGAAUGUUUAAUUUAACGUGUGGCCAUUGUGAACUAGGAGAAUCUACGUUUAUUUCUUUGAUUAGCAAUAAAGUACAUGUACAUGUG
Molecule: messenger RNA, 1468 nt
Organism: Ostrea edulis (European flat oyster)
Lineage: Eukaryota; Metazoa; Mollusca; Bivalvia; Ostreida; Ostreidae
Product: hydroxylysine kinase-like
Exons: 6
Coding region: 227-1378 (383 amino acids)
Molecular function (GO): amino acid kinase activity
Source: RefSeq, a predicted model, not a curated record